Paramuricea clavata is the source of this 1593-nucleotide messenger RNA. The record is from the annotation of a GenBank genome assembly. NCBI's taxonomy places the organism in Eukaryota, Metazoa, Cnidaria, Anthozoa, Malacalcyonacea, Plexauridae.
AUGGCGUGUAUAUUUAUAAAGAACACUGCUUGUUUUUGUGUGAUAUAUCUUGCUCUGUUUUCACAAGUAGAAGCGACUAAAUGCCUUGAGGGAUUUUACUGCAGUGAUGGCCUUCAACACUGUUGUUUGAAAAGCAAUGUUUGUCGACGCAAUUGCAUUGGGGAGCCUUGUACUGGCUCUGGCCAUUGUGCGCCAGGAGAAUCUUGUUGUGAUUCUAAUGGAAAAUGUGCCUUAAAUUGCGUCGGAGAAUUUUGUACCUCUGAUAGCCACUGCGGAUCAGAUGAAUCUUGUUGCUAUCAUGAUCGAGUUUAUAGUUAUGGCACAUGUGCUAGAUCUUGUAUUGGAAAAUCGUGUGAAGAUGAUCACCACUGUGGAGGACAUGGAUAUUGCUGUGGUUCAUUUUAUAAAACAUGUGCCUUAACUUGCAUUGGAGAAUCGUGUUAUUAUGAUUCCGACUGUAGAUUAGGUCAAUAUUGUUGUGGCACUAACGGAACAUGUGCCUCAAGGUGUAAUGGCGACUUUUGUUCUGCUGAUUUCCACUGCCCGUCGGGUGAAACCUGUUGUGAUCGUGGUCGAAGUCAUAUUGGCAAAUGUGCUAGAUCUUGUAUUGGAAAAUCAUGUUUAGAUGAUUCCCACUGCGGAACACAUGGAUAUUGUUGUGGUUCAAUUUAUAAAACAUGUGCCUCGACUUGUAUUGGAGAAUCGUGUUCCCAUGAUUCCGACUGUGGAUUAGGUGUAUAUUGUUGUGGCGCUAAUGGAACAUGUGCCUCAAGGUGUAAAGGCGACUUUUGUUCUGCAGAUUUCCACUGCCCAUCGGGUAAGACCUGUUGUGAUCGUGGUCAAAGUCGUAACGGAAAAUGUGCUAGAUAUUGUAUUGGAAAAUCAUGCAGUGGAUGGUAUAGGGACUGCGCAUCAGGUGAAUAUUGUUGUCAUUCUACCAAAACGUGUGCCUUCGAUUGUAUUGGAGAAUCAUGUAAAUCGAAUAGUGGCUGCGCAUCGGGUGAAUUGUGUUGUGGUGUCAUUCAAGAUACAGGUACUUGUGCUAGGUCUUGUAUUGGAAAAUCGUGCGAGUGGCAUGAACAUUGCCAAUCAGGUGAAUAUUGUUGUGGUUCUGUUGAUAAAAAGUGUUUGAAAACUUGCAUUGGUCAAUUGUGUAACUCAAUGGAUGACUGUUCUGUGGGGCAAUGUUGUGAUCACAAUAAGAGAUGUAAAACAGGAGGCUGCAUCUCAGAAAGUGCACGUGUCUGGCAUCUUGCAGUCGGCAUAACUACUCCUUUGUUAAUUAUCACCUUUCUUACAGUGUUUUUCUGUUAUCGCAAAGCCAAAGCGACAGCCUCGAGACGUUGUGCUCAUGAGGCAGAAACACAGUCCACAACACCAGCAACUAGACUCUUUACAAAUGAACAACAACAGCUACAAAUGUAUCAAUAUCCACCACCCCACCCCAAUGAACCACCCCCACCGUACCCCAAUCAACCCUCACUGUACCCCAAUCAACCCUCACCGUACCCCAACCAACCCCUACUGUACCCUAAUGAGCCCCCACCUCCAUACAAUGUAACUAUGGCACACAAUACAACAACAAGAAUUUAA